AUGGUCUCAACACGGUCCCGUACCGCCUCCGAGGCACUCACCCCCACGCGCGCACUGCAUGCCGCCGACGAAGUCCAGAGCGCCCCGACCACGCGUAGGCGUAGUGUCGCCGCAACAACCGACAGUCCGCGAGCCAGUCCGAGACGUAAGGCGGCGACGAGUGCGAGUCCGCGCGCUAGUCCGCGUAAGGCGCCGGCUCGGGCUACGACUAAGCGCAGCAGCCGGCUGCGGAAUGCUGUUAUGGAAGAAGAGCAGGAAGGGUUGGAAGAGGUGAAGGAGGAGGAGGAGGAGUCGACGGAUGGCGCUGCGGAUACGGAGAGCGUGGCCAGCGGGGUCAGCGUGGCCGAGAGUGUGGCUAGCGAUGACACUGCGCGUCCGGAGGAUGUCAAGAUCCAAGACGACGCCCAGUCCGAGGCCGACGCAGACGACGAUAUCAAGAUCGAGGCCGAGGCCGAGGCCGAGUCGGACGCUGAAGAGAGCGUGGCCGAGUCGGAAGCUAGCGACGCCGAGGACGCUACUCCCAUGGCUGAGGCUCACCAGUCCGAGCCCGAGGCCGAGUCAGAGGACGACGAGGGUACCCCGAAGCCCGCGGAGACGCCGAAGAAACGUAAGAGCCUGGCGCCUGAGGCAUCGGCGAAGAAGGCCAGAGUGUCGCUGGCAGCACCGGCGACGCCGGCCAAGACUCCAGUCAAGACUCCAGCCAAGACCCCAGCCAAGACCCCAGCCAAGACCCCAGCCAAGACCCCAUCACAGAACAAGACCCAAGCUACCGUAACCGCCAACGGAGCCCGCAACACAGUUGCGUCCCGCCGCCGCGCACGGCAGAAGGAGCGUCGGUCCAUCAUGGCCUCUCAUCCCGCCAUUCCGCUCUCUUCCGUCCCUACAGCGACGGUCACCAAGUUGCGGGAGGCGAUCACGAACAUUCUCUCUACCGAGGGGAGCGUCUGCGCGUCCCGCUUUGCGCGUGCUGUCGACGAGGAGUGGGAGGCGCUCGUUCCUGCGACCAGGGCAGUUGUGCAGGAUGAAGUGGAGAAUGCACGAGUCCGCGUUGUGAAGGGGACGAGAGUUGAGAGGGGGGCGGCGUUCUGA
Cutaneotrichosporon cavernicola is the source of this 1089-nucleotide messenger RNA. RefSeq lists its product as uncharacterized. The transcript has a single exon. The record is from RefSeq and is a predicted model, not a curated record. Lineage: Eukaryota; Fungi; Basidiomycota; Tremellomycetes; Trichosporonales; Trichosporonaceae. The coding region runs from base 1 to 1089 and encodes 362 amino acids.